AGAAUUUGGCAUCAUCAGCUCACCAGUGACAGCUUUCACACAUGGGCAGUGCCGAAGUGAGCAGACGUAAAACACACCCUAGCCUGACCAGACUGACCAAAGAGACUCUGCCGUUAGACAGCACGCAGCACGUCUCCGCUUCAGUGCUGCAGGCCGCCUCCGUUUGAACAGUGAGGAGACGGAGCCAAAGCAGCCGGUUCACCACCACCACCACCACCGCCGCGCAGCCAAGGAAACCCAGCAAACACUUCAGCCCCAAUACCCCCAGCCAGGGAGGGGGAGAGAGACUCAGAGGAGAGCCGCUAACAAAAGCAUUCUUGGCUUUCAGCACAAAAAAUAAGCACCAGAAAAGUCAUUUAGAGCACCUCAGAUACAGAUUCGAGGAGAUAAGCGGAACGAAGUGGCGUCUCGCCUCACAGCAUCAGCGGGACUCCUCAACUUUUUAUCCACAACUUUUUUUCUUCUUUUUUUUUCCUCGCUUAAAAUCCUCACUGGGCUGACGUUCACACUCUGAGAGCCAAGAAACGCUGAAACAGAGGCAAAAUGUGGACGAAAACACGAAUGCUGUGGACUAUUUUUGUGCUAGGGUUUCUCCUCCAAUACACAAAUGCAGAAUCCAUUGUCCCUACCAAUUCUUCAGCCCCUUCUACUACUCGGUCUUCCUCUUCUGUUUCAAUGACCACUACUGUUCAGCCUAGCACUUCUGCUCCUCUGAACACUUCUACUCUCACAAGCCCUCCUUCUUCUGCUGCUUCCACGACUCUAAAAAGCAUACCGUCAAGCGCAUCUACUACGACUGCUGUUGAAGCUACAACACCAACCAGCAGAGCACAACCAACUAGUAAAAUCUUGCACUCAGUAUCACAAGGCUCAACUCCCUCUUCUACUCCUCAAGCCACCAUCACCAUUACUGUAAACAGUGGGGCCAGUCCUCAAUCAACUACGAGUGUCAAGGCUACAACCUCAAACAGCACAACUGCACAGGGUUCAACACAAACUAAAGCACCUAACACUCCAUCAUCCUCUACAGGGAACCACCCCACAACACCGAACAUCAGGAUAACAUCAGUCAGCACAAGCUCAGAUCUACCAGGCCCAAUUGCUCAGAAAGAUAGCUUUACUCAGAGCACUACAGCAAAAAUUUCCACGAUUAUACCAUCAAUAUUAAGCACUCUAAACUCCAAACAUACCAGGCCAUCUGUUACAGAUUCACCUAUAGAUAAGUCCAUCCAGAUCACAGCAACAACCAAUCAGAACACAGAGGCUGUAACAAAACAAGUUACCCAUCAGAACUCUAUUCCAACAACAGCAUUAAAUAGGUCUCCAUCAACUGGGACCAUCAAACCAUUCAACAUGGAAAUCACACUGGAAAAAAUUCAGAACGCGACCAAUAACGAUGUCUUUGUUCGAACUUGUCGAAAACUCUUAAAAAAUUACAACGCAGCUAGUGGCUGCACUCUGGAGGUAAACAAAAGAGGAGAUGACGAUUUCGCCAUCACCUCUGCGAGUCUGACAGUUGAUCCAAAUGAAGUAAACAGUAUCUACAGUAAGGAAAAAAUGUCAGAGCAUCAACCCACACCGGUGCCCAGCACACUGAUUGCCAUCUUGUCCUCGUGUGGCGCCCUGCUGCUCUUCCUUGUUUGUUUCGCUCUGUACUGCGUGUGCCACCACAGGUCCUACAGGAAGAACCAGCAACACCUGACUGAGGAGCUCCAGACAGUGGAGAACGGUUACCAUGACAACCCCACUCUGGAGGUGAUGGAGGUGCAGCCAGAGAUGCAGGAGAAGAAGCUGACGCUGAACGGAGAGUUCAACGACAGCUGGAUCGUGCCCAUCGACAACCUGGCCAAAGAGGACAUACCUGAUGAGGAGGACACUCACCUGUAAAGGGGACACUUGCAGAGCUUAAUGGUGGCCAUGAAGAAUAUAUUACAGAACGACCCAAUGGUCAGAUGACUGACUGCUGUAAAGACUAUCCGAGGGCCAAACAGUAAUUGGACACAUUUACUAAACCUGAUUUAAUGCCAAAAGGGCAGAGGCCAUAGUGAGAAAUACAGAUGGAUGAUCAAAGGAUAGCCUGUGGCCUGUCCGCGUGCCAUAACACUGAAAUAGGAGUAGGUUUUUUUGGGGUGGGGGGGUUUGUAUCUUCAAAGAACACAUUUAUGGGAAAGAUUUUAAGGCACACAUAUUGCUACACCUACACAAAAAGGGGGUUCAGUUGAUAUUGUAUUUCACUCGUAAUUCUUCAGAGGAAUGUACACUGCUGCACCUGUAUAUAAUCUUUAACUUUUUGCAGCUCAGUAACUCCCACAAUCAGCUUAUUGAUCAUAAGCAUUAGAGUGAGACCUAUGGAUUAAUCCUGAUUGUCCUGGUAAUUUAGACUGUAGGCCUGAUUCUGUUGCGCUGCUUUAAAGCUGCAAUGUGAAAGCAUCACUAAGUAGAUGACCAAAGCACCUCACAACUGCAGAUAUUAUGGAUUCUGUAAAAUGUUAGAUAACCUCACAAUUUAGUGUAGCUUUUUUUUCCCGACCACAGCUUUCACAGCUUGUGAUUUUCGUUAGCUCUGCAACUGUUUUUAAUUUAACUAUCAAAGAGAUGCUAGACACGACAUAAAGCAUCACAUUAAAGCUGACUGAAUCAAAUAGAAAUCCCACUUGAUCAAAACUGACUGAAGGAGCCUGUUCCAGUUUCUAACUUUGGACGAAAAUGUCAACCUUUUCAGGGUUCUGACACGAGAUGUUUGUAUAUACACUGGUUAUUUUUGACUUUGAAGUUUUAAUGUCUUUAGUUCUCGUCUCAAUAAAAGCACACUAUACAGUUAAUUUCUGGCUUACUGCCCUCACAUUGGCUGACAGCUACUUGGUCACCAAGUUAACUGACAAUUUUAGUUAAAAACGGUUAGUUGCUACGUAUUUUUCCAUGUUCUUUUUCUUAAAUAUUUAAAUUAUGUAUAACUGUCCAGUGCGGUUUAGAUAUCAAAGAGCUACACUUCAGAUGCUCUAGGAAAUGUUCAAAGGUAUUUCAUUAUAACGCACACUCUUAUUGUAGGUGUUUGAAUUCCACUGAUGAGUAUUUUGUAUGUAUUUUAUUAUCUGUAUUAAAACUUGCGUUUGCCAGGGAAGGUAAACAACAGGGGUCUGAUACACUGGAAGCCACUACUGUUGAUUACAUUGUUUCUUUUUCCAAUGAAUCAAAUAUGUCCUUUUAAAAUAAAACUGUUGUUUCACAAAUA
Molecule: messenger RNA, 3232 nt
Organism: Pygocentrus nattereri (red-bellied piranha)
Lineage: Eukaryota; Metazoa; Chordata; Actinopteri; Characiformes; Serrasalmidae
Gene: podxl
Product: podocalyxin-like
Exons: 9
Coding region: 544-1887 (447 amino acids)
Biological process (GO): regulation of microvillus assembly; cell migration; negative regulation of cell-cell adhesion
Cellular component (GO): apical plasma membrane; microvillus membrane
Source: RefSeq, a predicted model, not a curated record